AUGGAUACAUCAACUGUACUUGAGAAAUAUACCCAAGACCUAUCUAAUCUACCACUUGAAGUGAGGCACUUACUAGAAGAAAUUAAAAGUAAAGAUGUGCAAGUCUCAGAAGCAAGGAAACGAUAUCAAACUCGUGACCACCAACUCCAUAAAUUUAUACGAACAAAUGGGACAUUAACCAAACAUCCAAAGGAAGACCAGUUGUAUGCCAAGAUUGAGGAGGAUAUGAAGCUUGUGCAGAAACUACAGAAAGAGAAAAUUUUAUUGGCUAACACUGCAUUAUUUUUGAUAUCAAAACAUCUAUACCAUUUUGAGACAGACAUUGCAAAGUUAGAAAGAGAUGAAUUGUUGCCACCUUUAGAACACCCAAUCGAUCUAACAGAAGUUCCUAAAGACGAACAUACAAAAUCACUUAAUGGUUUCUCUGAUAGUGCCUCUGCAACACCAACGCCUAGAAAUGGGUCAUCGGCAACUCCAGUAGCUGAAACAGUGAAGAAAGUCCAAAAGAAGAAAAUUAAUACCAAAGGAGCGUCCUCCUCUCUGGCGCAAUCAUCUUCUGCAUCAAGACAAGUGAAGCGACUCCGAUCAGAAGAAAUAGAGGAGCCUCUACCGUACGAGGGAGGCUCAUUGGCGUUCAAUGGGAAUGCAGCAAUGGGCACAAAUGGGGCAGCAGAUGUAAAUGGUCCUAACGGCGAAGAUGCCGAUAAUAAUUUAUAUUGUUUUUGUCAGCGUGUUUCAUUUGGUGAAAUGAUUGGAUGUGAUAAUGAUGACUGUAAGUAUGAAUGGUUUCAUUGGAGCUGUGUUGGGAUCACUUCGCCUCCGAAAGAUGACGAAAUUUGGUAUUGUCCUGAUUGUGCUUCAAAGAUGGAGAAAAGAAAAAAGAAACGGAAGAACUAA
Molecule: messenger RNA, 897 nt
Organism: Candida dubliniensis CD36
Lineage: Eukaryota; Fungi; Ascomycota; Pichiomycetes; Serinales; Debaryomycetaceae
Gene: NBN1
Product: histone acetyltransferase
Exons: 1
Coding region: 1-897 (298 amino acids)
Biological process (GO): regulation of DNA-templated transcription
Cellular component (GO): Rpd3L-Expanded complex; nucleus; Rpd3L complex
Source: RefSeq, a predicted model, not a curated record